AUUGCAGUUCUCGUGAAAAGUUACUGAAAAAGAAAAGAAAAUGAAGGCUUUCCUUUUAAUUGUCUUCUGUUGUGUUGUUAAUUUUGGAGGAUGGGCUAACGUGGGAGCUGAAUUUUCCUCUAAGGAUUAUGAUGGUGACAAUGAUUGGGGUAGUGACAACAGUGGUAGUAAUAGUGAAUGCUAUGAUGCAGAUAUUAAGGAAUUUCCUUUCACCGCUGCCCUUUACUACAAUCACGAAUUUAUUUGCUCUGCAACCAUCAUAACCAGAUACUUGGCUGUUACUCCUGCUUUUUGUAUUCAAGAUAAAUCCUAUAUUUUGAUGGAUUUAUCUGUGGGAAAAACUCAUCCUUCCCCUGAUGAAGGUAUCCACAUUACUCAAGCAAUUAAACAUCCCCAUUUCAACCCAAGGACGGGAGAUUAUGACAUUGCUGUGCUUAUUUUUGAGAGAAUUGCUUUCAAUGAGACAAUAAAGCCAAUGCUCCUACUAAACUGGCCAUUCCGUCCAAUUCCCACUGGAACUCCAGUGAAAAUUGCAACCUGGGGACAUUGUGAGCGGAAUGGAACUGGGGAGGAAAGUCUUCAAGUAAUCCAUAAAAAUUUAAUGGAUGUCAAGGAAUGUCAAAAAAUGUACAUAGGAAAGCGAAUAAUUCAUCCAACAAGGAUGUACUGCAUUGCUGCAAAUUGGACAGUACCUUGCUCCCAAGAAAGUGGAUCCCCUCUAGUGACGAAUAAUAGUACAACAGGAUUGGGAAUAGCUUCCAACCGUUUUCAGUGUCCUCCACGUGAUUUACCAAGUGUCUACAUAAGUCUAAAUGAGCGACAUAUCAGAAAGUUUAUUGAUGACAUGAUUAAGCAGUAUGCUGAUUUGACUGUUAAAGGAGGUCCUGAUAAUGAUUUUCAAAAAUUAAAUAAAAUUGUUCCUCCUACUUUCAUCCAGAAUGAUCCUGUAGAAGAAAAAUGAAAAAAAAAGCUGGAAAAAGGAAGAUAAUUAAUUAGAUUUUAUUGAUGAAAAAUUUACAAAAUAUUUUUGUUAAUAAAUAAUGAUUUAUCCAGUCAUGAAA
Molecule: messenger RNA, 1061 nt
Organism: Lutzomyia longipalpis
Lineage: Eukaryota; Metazoa; Arthropoda; Insecta; Diptera; Psychodidae
Product: trypsin 5G1-like
Exons: 3
Coding region: 41-961 (306 amino acids)
Biological process (GO): proteolysis
Molecular function (GO): serine-type endopeptidase activity
Source: RefSeq, a predicted model, not a curated record